AUGGGCUUGGCUGGGGUGCUGCAGGUGCACAGCCCUGUGCAGAAGCCCUUGCAUGGGAAGGGAGUGGCUGGAAGAGCUGAGCUGCCUCAGGGGAUGCGCAGAGGGGACCCCAUCCUGCUGCCCAGGCAGGCCUGUGCUCCUGGGACACUGACUGACCCCUGUCUUCUCCCCUCUCUUCUCUUCCUCUCCAGGUUCCCAGGUCCAGGCAGCGCUGACUCAGCAGCCAUCCUGAGUGUCAGAAAAGUGAAGGAGACCAGAAACACCGUCAGGAUCACCUGCUCUGGGCUUAGCAGCAGCUAUGCUUAUGCUGGCUGGUUCCAGCAGAAGGUCCCUGGCAGUGGCCCUGUCACUUUGAUCUAUGCUAAUGACAAGAGACCCUCGGACAUCCCUUCGCGAUUCUCCGGAUCCCAGUCUGGCUCCACGGGCACGUUAACCAUCACUGGGGUCCAAGCCGAGGACGAGGCUGUCUAUUUCUGUGGUGGCUGGGACAGCAGCAGUGGCAGCUAUGGUGUAUGCCACAACAAAAUCACCUGCUCUGGGAGUAGCGGCAGCUAUGGCUGGUACCAGCAGAAGGUCCCUGGCAGUGGCCCUGUCACUGUGAUCUACCAGAAUGACAAGAGACCCUCGGACAUCCCUUCGCGAUUCUCCGGAUCCAAGUCCGGCUCCACGGGCACGUUAACCAUCACUGGGGUCCAAGCCGAGGAUGAGGCUGUCUAUUUCUGUGGUAGCUAUGACGGCAGCAGUGGUGGUUCCCUGGUCCAGGCAGCACUGAGUCAGCCAUCCUCACUGUCAGCCAAGGUGGGAGACACCAUCAGGAUCACCUGCUCCGGGGUUAGCAACAUCUUUGGCUUUGGCUGGUUCCAACAGAAGGUUCCUGGCAGUGGCCCUGUCACUGUGAUCUAUAACGACAACAAGAGACCCUCGGGCAUUCUAGAUCCACAUCCAGCUCCACAAACACCUUAA
Molecule: messenger RNA, 963 nt
Organism: Vidua chalybeata
Lineage: Eukaryota; Metazoa; Chordata; Aves; Passeriformes; Viduidae
Product: immunoglobulin lambda-1 light chain-like
Exons: 4
Coding region: 1-963 (320 amino acids)
Biological process (GO): immune response; immunoglobulin production
Source: RefSeq, a predicted model, not a curated record